AUGUGGCCUUUCUCAGCUGCAGCUUUGCUCUGCGGCUUGUUAACUAUCUCUAUCACAAGCGCAUACGGCGCUGCCUCUAAUGAUACGACCACAUAUGCUUCAACACGACUGGUAUUGCCCAAAAAUUUCAGCCCUCCCAAGGUUUUUAAGAAUAUCAACCUGCUCAGAAAUAUAAACCUUGAAAAGGGCUAUGUUCGGGAAACCGUCAAUGUUGUGGUAGAGAACACCGAUAAAGGACCGCAGAACCUGUAUUACCUCCCUUUUGCGACAGAUAUAAUUGGUAAGGUCGGAGGACUGGAGGUUCGAGAUAAGAAUGCGCUAGCGAAGGGCAAGUUUGAGGUGGAGGCUAUGGAGUUGUUGCCCUCGAGUCCGAUCCAAUACUUCAUUGUCCGUUUCCCACAUACACUGAAAUCCUCUAAGCAAAUAACCUUGAGUAUAUCAUACUACAUCCUCCAUGCCCUCGUACCCCUCCCAGCAUCUAUCGAGCAAGAGAGCAAUCAAUAUCUCACCUACACUUUCCCCGCCUACGUCCCCUCCGUCUACACAACAGAAAACCAAAAAACCAAAAUCAAAUUCCCAAGCACCAACGUACCAGAUUACACGCAAACCACCGGCUUGAAGACCGGCGCGGACCCCGAACUGCAAGGCAGCAUUUACACCUAUGGACCUUACAAGACCUCCAAAGUCACCCCCGGCACCACCGGUUCCCUUAUAACCGUCCGCUAUGAUUUCACCAAGCCAAUCAUAACCUGUACCCUCCUGGAACGGGACAUCGAAGUCUCACACUGGGGCGGCAACCUCGCAACAGAAGAGCGUCUGUGGCUCCGCAACAACGGCGCCCCGCUCUCCGGCCAUUUCUCCCGUGUCUCCUGGGCGAUGCAAUCCUAUCAAAAACUCCCAAGCUCCUCCAUGGACGAGCUACGAGUGCCUCUGCGCCCAGGCUCCGUCGAUGCAUAUUUCAUCGACGACAUCGGGAAUGUCUCGACCAGCCAUUUUCGGCCAGGCUUGAACAAGCGCGAGGCCCUUCUGGAGCUGAAGCUGCGCUACCCCGUCUUUGGCGGGUGGAAAUACAGUUUCCGCAUCGGUUGGAAUAAUGACUUGUUCCGCUUCCUGCGCAGAGUGGGUGGGGAGUCGUAUGUGCUUAAGGUGCCCUUCCUCGAGGGCCCGAAGACACCCGAGGGCGUGCAGUAUGAGAAGGUCAAGCUGCGUGUGAUUCUUCCUGAGGGCGCAAGGGACGUCAAGUAUGAGCUUGUUGACGGGGUUGGGAUGCCGUAUGCGGUUGAGUCGGAGGUUGGGUUGCUGAGGACGUUUAUGGAUUCGGUGGGGAGGACGGUGUUGACGCUGCGGGCGACGAAUGUGGCGGAUGAGGCGAGGGAAGGACAUAUUAUUGUGACAUACAAGUACCCCAAGCUUGUGAUUUUGCGCAAGCCACUGGUGAUUGCGACAGGGCUGUUCAGUGUAUUUGUAACAGUGUGGCUGCUGGGUAAUUUAGAUAUUAGCAUUAAAAAGCGGUAG
Molecule: messenger RNA, 1515 nt
Organism: Paracoccidioides brasiliensis Pb18
Product: dolichyl-diphosphooligosaccharide--protein glycotransferase subunit OST1
Exons: 3
Coding region: 1-1515 (504 amino acids)
Cellular component (GO): membrane; oligosaccharyltransferase complex
Source: RefSeq, a predicted model, not a curated record